AUGGGCUGGCCAUAUGAGUUCCUCACUCUAACAGAUGAGGAAAAGCACCAGCGUCGCCUGAGCCUCGACUACUACGCACAUAUAGCACAUCUCUCUGCUUUCGUACCGGCGCUAUUAUUUCUCGUCAUUCGACUCAUCAAUCGUGUGCGCAAGGGCCGUAACAGCGGGUAUCAUCAAGUUCCAGGUUCACCAGGCGUCAAAGCGAAUCGACAACGAUGGAUCUCUAGAUUUAUAGAGAAAGGACCCAUUGUGCAGUGGUGGCUAGGCGAGGACAUAGUAUUCAUGGGCAGUCAUUGGGGACAACGUGAUGAAUGGGUUUUGGGUACUGCUUGGACAACAUGGCUGUUAGUCCUGAGCGUUCAUGGCACAGGCAAGGACUAUCUCCAUCUCACAAAGCGAGUGGGCAUCGUUGCAACAUCUCAGAUGCCUAUCCAGUAUCUCCUGGCUCUCAAAGCGCUCAACCCUUACGCAUACCUGCUUCACUCAUCUCACGAGCAUCUCAAUCGAUAUCAUCGUGUGCUUGGUCGCAUUAUCUACUCCCUGCUCAUACUCCAUGCUAUCUUAUACAACAUCUUCUUCAUAGAAUCUGGCAUAUGGUUCAAACGUUUCUUCGCCCCGGUUGUAUUUGCAGGUGUUGCUGGCUUCACCGUUCUCCAUGUCCUUAACGGUACAGCCAUGGCUCGCGUUCGUCAGGCUUCAUACCGACUCUUCUUCAUCGCUCACCUCUUUGGAGCCUUUGCUAUCCCCCCAUUAAUCUACUAUCAUGCACCGCCCUCACGGUUCUAUAUUGCCGAGGCCGUUGGUGUCUUCGUUCUUGACCUUGCUGCACGAAAGAUCACCACCAUCACAGCUCCCGCUACCAUCGAAGCUAUUCCUGGCACAAGUCUCGUCAAAGUCUCUGCCAAGCUUCCAGCUCCAAAGAUUGCCAAGUACGCCAGCCGCCCCGGAUCUCACAUCUAUCUCAACGUCCCUGCGGCUUCGCGACCAGGAAUUGGGCAAUUCUCAGCUCCUUAUCUCGUCUUCGAGUUUCUUUACAAUCCCUUCACGGUGGCAUUUACCAACCAGGAGACGUGUGAGUUGACAUUCGUCGCACGCACAAGAAAUGGCCCCAUGACGAACCGUCUGCACCAUCUAUCCUCAACUACCAACGCUGGAGGGUUGACUGAGAAGGUCGAACUUAAUAUUGAGGGUCCUUAUGGUACUAUUGGAAAGACGUUCAAUGACCUCAUCAAUUCAGGUAUGAACCGUAUACUCAUUGUGGCUGGUGGUGUGGGAGCAACAUUUGCUGUACCACUCUAUCACGCUGUUCUAGCUGAGAACUCAACCACGAAUGUCCAGCUCGUUUGGGCCAUUCGAAGUGCAGGCGACGCCACCUGGGCCGCCUCAACUCCCACUGGCAAGUCUCUUCUCGACGACGAUCAAGUGCAGCUCUUCCUCACAGGAGACAUGGGUGUUGCCAAUGACAGCGACAACGCAGCUGGUGUUGAAAUGAACAACUUAUCUCAACAGAGCACUCGUCCUGUCGUUCGAAACAGCAAAAGGCCUGAUCUACAAAAGAUCGUUAACGAUACGUUCCAAAAGGGUCAGCAGGAUAGUGUGGCUAUUCUGGUCUGCGGUCCUGCCGAGAUGAGCCGGGAGCUACGCAAGAGUGUGACGCCGUGGGUGAUGAAGGGACGCAAAGUCUGGUGGCACAAUGAAAGUUUUGGAUGGUAG
This is a messenger RNA of Fusarium tjaetaba, 1713 nucleotides long. Its product is annotated as ferric cupric reductase transmembrane component 2. NCBI's taxonomy places the organism in Eukaryota, Fungi, Ascomycota, Sordariomycetes, Hypocreales, Nectriaceae. The transcript has 2 exons. The record is from RefSeq and is a predicted model, not a curated record. Gene Ontology annotation, cellular component: plasma membrane. Gene Ontology annotation, biological process: iron ion transport; copper ion import; intracellular iron ion homeostasis. Gene Ontology annotation, molecular function: ferric-chelate reductase activity. Bases 1 to 1713 code for a protein of 570 amino acids.